UAAGUAGGAAGACAAGGUGAGAUCCUAAAGUACCAAAACAGAUUCUAGCAAAAAGCAAUGGAGGAAACAAAUAAAAAUGUGCUUGGUGAUUGCUUUACUAGUGCUAUGGCACUCACUGAGUCAGGUGUCCCUCACGUGCCUACCCGUUACAUUCUUCCGCCUUCACAACGACCAGUUCUCAGUCCAAGCAUUGGCACUGGUAGCAUCAAUCUUCCUGUCAUUGAUCUCUCCUUCUUACAUGAUCCUCUGCUUCGACCCAGUGUCAUCCAUGAGAUUGAAAUGGCUUGCAAGGAGUUUGGUUUCUUUCAGGUUACAAACCAUGGAAUAUCAUCUUCAGUGGUGAAAGAUGCACUUGAUGCAGCUACAAGGUUCUUUGACUUACCAGCCGAUGAGAAGAUGCUUCUGGUUUCCGAUGAUGUUCAUACGCCAGUAAGAUAUGGCACCAGCAUAAACCAUUCAACAGACAGUGUUCAUUACUGGAGAGACUUCAUCAAGCAUUACUCCCAUCCUCUCUCAAAGUGGAUUGAUCUCUGGCCAUCCAACCCUCCAUGUUACAAGGAAAAAGUGGGGAAAUACUCAGAAGCAACGCAUGUGUUACAUAAGCAACUAAUGGAAGCUAUCUCAGAGAGUCUAGGCCUGGAGAAAAGUUACUUACAGGAAGAGAUCGAAGAAGGGUCACAAGUCAUGGCCGUGAACUGCUACCCAGCGUGUCCAGAACCCGAGAUAGCCUUGGGGAUGCCACCACACUCUGACUUUAGCUCACUGACCAUCUUACUCCAAAGCAGCCAGGGGCUUCAGAUAAAAGACAAAAACAACAACUGGGUCUGCGUGCCGUACAUAGAAGGAGCUCUGAUAGUGCAGCUUGGAGAUCAAGUAGAAGUGAUGAGCAAUGGCGUAUACAAGAGCGUGGUUCAUCGAGUAACAGUGAACAAAGAUGUCAACCGCCUCUCUUUCGCGAGCCUUCACAGCUUGCCAAUGAACAAGAAGAUAAGUCCAGCACCUCAGCUCGUGAAUGAAGAGAAACCAGCUGCUUACGGAGAUUUCAGCUUUAACGAUUUUCUUGAGUAUAUCUCAAGAAACGAUCUUACAAAGCAGAGAUUCAUUGAUACAGUCAAGAAGAACAAGUUCUGAAGAUGGUGUUGUGUUGGAUUACGUGGAACCUAAGUAAGUUGCCAAAAAUGUAUUAUUAAUUAGUAUAUGUAUUGUUAUGAAACCACUAGAAUUAUUACAGAAGAGAUUGUAUGCAAGUGAAAUGUACUUUGUCUAUAUGUUACAUAAUAAGCAUAAUUACUUGUCUAA
Messenger RNA from Brassica rapa (field mustard), 1299 nucleotides. Its product is annotated as flavanone 3-dioxygenase 3. NCBI's taxonomy places the organism in Eukaryota, Viridiplantae, Streptophyta, Magnoliopsida, Brassicales, Brassicaceae. The record is from RefSeq and is a predicted model, not a curated record.